AUGGAGGAAGGAAAUGAUUGUGUUGCCGGAGAACAGCGGAUUUGUCGCCGGCGUCGAUCCUCCGACGAAAGUAACAGCGGGAGCGGCGGAGUAGGCGGCGGCGCCGUCGUCGACUCUGAUGGCGGCGGAGGAGAGGCGGGAGAGGUCGGAAGAUCUGAUGCUGAGGACCAACUCCCUGAAACUAAGGAGCCUCGCAACUGUCAUAACGAGUCCGACGAGAAUCCCGAAACUCCAUCAAUCAACGAAGACGAUCCAAAGGCUGAAAACGAGCAACCCGAUCCAACGGACGGCCAACAAAAGACCCUAAAAAAGCCGGACAAAAUCCUCCCCUGCCCCCGUUGCAGCAGCAUGGAGACCAAAUUCUGUUACUACAACAACUACAACGUCAGUCAACCCCGCCACUUCUGCAAGAGCUGUCAGCGGUACUGGACAGCUGGCGGCACCAUGAGGAACGUUCCGGUGGGGGCCGGCCGGAGAAAGAACAAGAACUCCGCCCCCCAUUGCCACCUCAUAACAAUUUCCGAUAACGCCCUGAAACCUAACCCCGCCAUCCUCUCGUUCGGCCCCGACCCGCCCGCGUUCGAACCGGGUUUGGAUACUUCGGAGAAACGGGUCGCGUGCGGAUCCAAUAACGCGCCGGAUGUACCUGUAAAUAACAUGAACGGGUUUCCGUACCCCGUUCAUUGCAUUCCGGGUGUUCCUUGGCCUUACCCCGUUCCGUUACCGACCCUUUGCCCGCCCGGUUACCCUAUCCCGUUUUACCCGCCCGCACCUUACUGGGGUUGGAAUAUGCCGUGGGUAUCUGGGGAUCAAACGGGACCCACUUCGCCGUUAGGGAAGCACUCGAGAAACGGUGAAUUGAUUAAUCCGAAGGUUUCCGAGAAGGGUUCGGAAAGUAAUUCGAUUGUGAUUCCGAAAACAUUGAGGAUCGACGAUCCGGAGGAAGCUGCAAAGAGUUCGAUAUGGGAAACUUUGGGGAUUAAAUAUAAUUCCGUUAAUAGGGAAGGUCUUUUCAAGGCCUUGCAACCGAAGAGUGGUGGCGAAAAGGAAAUUAGGGUUUCGGCUUCGGCGGCGAUGCAGGCUAACCCUGCGGCUUUGUCUCGUUCGAUAACAUUCCAAGAGGGUGCGUAGAUUCAAGAAAUGUGGCCCGCUACUUCGAAUGGUGUUUUGUUUCUUCCUAUUCUGAAAUCAUCGAUAUACAUUACAUGUCAAAAACAAGAAUCAAUGACACCGUGAAAUGUAUAGGUGGUGCGUAUUUGUGAUUUUGGAAUAGAAGAUGAAAACACGGGUUUUGGAAUUGUGACUGUAUUUAACAUGUUAUCGGCUUCUCGGACGAGCUAGUUUUCCAGCUUUUUUUUCUUGUAACAAUAAGAAGAUGCCUUUCUUUCUUUUUUUACCUUUGAUGAAUUUGUGGUGCUUUUUCCACCCAUGUAUAUAUAAGUUUGUAGAGAAGUACUUUUGUUUUAACAGAGGAUAAAGAGUAAGAAUUGAUGAAUAGGUGUUUGGAAUUUUGUUAACUGUCUUAAUUAGUUGUGUAAGGAACUUUUGUUUGGUAAAAGGGGCUCUCUCCCUUUUGAAUUAUCUUUAUACAUAAAGACUUCUCUUUUUG
Messenger RNA from Erythranthe guttata (spotted monkey flower), 1609 nucleotides. Its product is annotated as cyclic dof factor 1. NCBI's taxonomy places the organism in Eukaryota, Viridiplantae, Streptophyta, Magnoliopsida, Lamiales, Phrymaceae. Gene Ontology annotation, biological process: regulation of DNA-templated transcription. The record is from RefSeq and is a predicted model, not a curated record. Gene Ontology annotation, molecular function: DNA-binding transcription factor activity; DNA binding.